Molecule: messenger RNA, 1951 nt
Organism: Frankliniella occidentalis (western flower thrips)
Lineage: Eukaryota; Metazoa; Arthropoda; Insecta; Thysanoptera; Thripidae
Product: adhesive plaque matrix protein-like
Exons: 2
Coding region: 834-1859 (341 amino acids)
Source: RefSeq, a predicted model, not a curated record
GAAAGAGACAAAGACAGAGAGAGAAGUGUGCAACCAGCGGAGAUGCUAUCGCCAGGCAUCGGUUCUCCAACGAAAGCAAUAAAUGUCCAACCCAGGAGACGAGGCGGUGGCGGCGCGGGGGUCCUGCUCCCUCUCUCGCGCGGGACAAGAAGGCACACGUCCUCCCUCUCUGGAUUGGGCCCCCCUUAACAUUGCGGAGAUAAAAGCACGUGUAUGCCAAAGAUGCACAUGGCUGUAACUCGACGCAGGGCUCGAGGCUGGCUGGGCCGGGACAACUUCGGCACCCUCUCCUUCUCGGAGGAGGACCCGGGCAGCACUCGACUUGGCCAGUGGGCAAAGAUAGCCAAAUGGGCCCAGCAGCAGGUGGCCCGCGCCCACCCAGCCGGCGAUCAAUCUAGCAGCGGUCGUUCGCGAGUGUGUGUGUGUGUGUGUGUGUGUGUGUGUGUGUGUGUGUGUCGGUCGCUACCCUUUUUUUUUACGCGUCAGUCUGUAGAGGCUCGCCCGCUGGGUCGCCUGUCAUCUCUUCGGGGUGAUUGCGAAAAAAAGGAGGGCUCCCGCGACAUCGGCGAGCUGCGCUUUGUGGCCAUUGGUCAGCGGGCGGUUCGCGCGCGUUGCAUCCCGCUCAUUGUGUGUGAGUGUGUGUGAUCGCCUCUGCCCCGCGCGCGUCCCUCCCGGUUCAAGGCCUAUGAGCUCCACUAAUUUCGUGUCAAAAUCGCCAUCGCCAUCGUCCUGGGGGGAGGGCGCGGCUAUAUAAGAUACAAAGUAGAGCGAACUUGACCGUCAGAACGAACAUCUCCUCCGCUCCGGGACCACGGCAGCACUCCGGCGACGACAUGAGGCUCUUGUGCGUGAUCCUUCUGCUGGCCGCGGCCGUGUCCGCCGCCAAGACGAACCCGGAGAAGAAGACGGCCGUGGAGGAGGAGAGGAAGGACGAAGGGACAAAGAAGGCCGAGGGCGCCAAGGACUCCAAGGACGACAGAGGAAAGCGGGGCAUCUUUGGCGAGGGCUACGGGUACCAUACAUCGUCGGCGUCGUUCGCAGCGCCCUCUUACCCAUCCGUCAGCUAUCCGUCCGUCAGCUACCCCGCUGCCAGCUACCCCUCCACCAGCUACCCCUCCGGAGGCUACUCACAUGCUAGCUACCCUUCCGCAAGCGUCUCUCACUCCAGCUACCCUUCUGUAAGCUACCCUUCAUCCAGCUACCCCUCAGUCAGCUACCCUUCCGUAAGCUACCCUUCAGCCAGCUACCCUGCCGUAAGCUACCCCUCCGCCGGCUACCCCUCAGUCAGCUACCCCUCCGCCAGCUACCCUGCGCCAACCUACACAGGCAGCGCUCCUAGCUACGCUUCGCCCAGCUAUGUCGCCCCCAGCUACACGGCUGGGGCCCCCAGCUUCGCCGGUGCUGGCCUGGCUGGCCCCGUCUCCUACGCCCCUGGCGCCCCUGUCGCCCAGGUCACCGUUCAGGACGGCUCGGUGCCCGUCACCACCAUCGAGCGCCGACAGACUGUGGCCAUCCCGCAGCCCUACCCCGUGACCUACGAGACCCGAGUGCCUGUCCAGGUGCCGGUGCCCGUUCAGGUGCCCGUCGACCGCCCAGUCCAGGUGGACGUGCCCAAGCCCUACCCGGUCUACGUGAACCGGCCAGUGCCCGUGACCGUGGAGAAGAAGGUGCCCUACCCUGUCAAGGUGCACGUCAAGGUACCAGUGAAGGUGCACGUGCCCGUCGACGUGCCACAGCCCUACCCCGUGCGAGUCGAAGUGCCCCAAGCCGUCCAUCAGCCGCACCCAGUGCCGGUGUACGUGAAGGAGCACGUUCACCAUCACCAACACCACCACCACUCACCACCUCCCAGCUGGUAGUCUAGUCUGCUCAUCUUGUACAUAUUUCUCAUUUUGUCAUCAUUUUCGCGUCACUGUUAUAAUUUUAUUAAAUAAAGUUGAUUUUCUUACAA